Molecule: messenger RNA, 614 nt
Organism: Ostrea edulis (European flat oyster)
Lineage: Eukaryota; Metazoa; Mollusca; Bivalvia; Ostreida; Ostreidae
Product: ubiquitin-like protein ATG12
Exons: 4
Coding region: 46-402 (118 amino acids)
Biological process (GO): autophagy of mitochondrion; C-terminal protein lipidation; nucleophagy
Cellular component (GO): Atg12-Atg5-Atg16 complex; phagophore assembly site membrane; cytoplasm
Source: RefSeq, a predicted model, not a curated record
AUACUUUCCGGGUUUUAGCAAUAUCCUCAUCAAAGGAAGUAAACAAUGUCUGACGACGGAAAUGAAAGUAGAGACAACAAAACCACAGAAACGGAAGAAAAAAGCCAACCAACAAGUCCUAGUCAUGCUGCUGAAACAAAAAUUGAUGUACUUCUGAAGCCAGCAGGAGACGCUCCCAUAAUGAAGAAAAAGAAAUGGGCGGUGGAUAGAAAUAAACGUAUUGGCUGGGUUGGAGAAUUUAUUAAGAAGUACCUCAAGUUAACUCCCCAGGACUCAAUGUUCCUGUACGUGAACCAAUCCUUUGCUCCUACACCGGACACUGAAGUCGGCACUGUAUUUGAUUGCUUUGGAAGUGAUGGGAAGCUCGUACUACAUUACUGUAAAACCCAGGCCUGGGGCUGAAGCACCGCAGCAUGCGUCUACACACGGAUUGGAUAAUGUGAACCAUUUUAGCAUGAUAGCGGUGUUUGACUGAUAUUGCAGCAGAUAAUCGCAUGCUAUUUACCAAACAUUUCAGCAUUCACUGUGGACAGUCGAUAUGAAGAAUGAUAGUCUAUGCUGUGAUAGUAAUUUUUAAAAAAUUUAAAUGAUGAAUAAAUAUUUAUUGGUAAAAA